Molecule: messenger RNA, 309 nt
Organism: Rangifer tarandus platyrhynchus (Svalbard reindeer)
Lineage: Eukaryota; Metazoa; Chordata; Mammalia; Artiodactyla; Cervidae
Source: the annotation of a GenBank genome assembly
AUGUUCAGGGUAGACCUUACCUCCACCUACAUACCGCAACUCUUGUCUUUGCAGUUUUAUUUUUUAACGGCCUUUUUGUAUGUUUAUAUUUUAAACUACUUCAGAUAUUUUGAGGGGGAGCAAACUCGGGGUACACUGCUCGUGGAUCUGAGGUAUAAAGGACAGGAAGGGCAAAGGUGUAUGAAGGUCUGUACUGGGAAAGCGCCACGUGGCCAGACACAAGAAGCACAUUUGCGCGUGGAUGCAGAGACGCGGUGCCCGCAGCCGAGAGACCAGAAGCGGCAGCAGAAACCUGAAAAGCACGUGUGA